Messenger RNA from Corapipo altera (White-ruffed manakin), 2235 nucleotides. It is a transcript of the gene IGFBP4, whose product is annotated as insulin like growth factor binding protein 4. The transcript has 6 exons. The record is from RefSeq and is a predicted model, not a curated record. Gene Ontology annotation, biological process: regulation of insulin-like growth factor receptor signaling pathway. Gene Ontology annotation, molecular function: insulin-like growth factor I binding; insulin-like growth factor II binding. The coding region runs from base 1 to 969 and encodes 322 amino acids. Lineage: Eukaryota; Metazoa; Chordata; Aves; Passeriformes; Pipridae. Gene Ontology annotation, cellular component: extracellular region.
AUGGCCACCCCUGCCAUGUCCAAGACCUCGCUGCAGUGCCCACGACCCCCUUGCCGCACCCAGACGGGUUCCCCGGGCUACCCCAAGCCCGAUGCUGGCUCAGAUGCCCCAGGGCGCAGCUCCGGGGUCAUCAGCCCCGGCGCCGCAGCCGCCCCGCCGGUGGCCCCGCUGCUGAAGCCGCCGCCGGUGCCGGUGCGGCCGCCGCCGGGGGGAGCGUCGCUGCCCGGUGGGUCCCCGGUGGCGGCGGGGGCGGCCCCGCCGGUGGCCCCGGCGAUCCAGUGCCCGCCGUGCUCGGAGGAGCGGCUGGCGCGGUGCAAGGCGCCGCAGGGCUGCGCGGAGCUGGUGCGGGAGCCGGGCUGCGGGUGCUGCGCGACCUGCGCGCUGCCCCGCGGAACCCCCUGCGGCGUGUACACCGCGCGCUGCGGAGCGGGGCUGCGCUGCUACCCGCCCCGCGGAGAGCCCCGGCCCCUCCGCACCCUCAUGCACGGCCAGGGCAUCUGCACCGACCUGGCCGACGUCGAGGCCAUCCAGGAGAGCCUCCACCCCCCAGAGAAGGAGGAGAUCGACCACCCCAACAACAGCUUCAGCCCCUGCAGUAUCCAUGACCGCAAGUGCUUGCAGAAGCAGCAGGCGAAGAGGGUCAACAAUGGCAACAAGAUGCGCAGCAGCGGGAGCCCUCACCACCGUGAGGACACGCGGCCCAUAGCACAGGGCUCGUGCCAGAGCGAGCUGCACCGGGCACUGGAGCGGCUGGCGGCCUCGCAGACCCGCACCCACGAGGACCUGUACGUCAUCCCCAUCCCCAACUGCGACCGCAACGGCAACUUCCACCCCAAGCAGUGUCACCCGGCGCUGGACGGGCAGCGCGGCAAGUGCUGGUGCGUGGACCGCAAGACUGGGGUGAAGCUGCCGGGCUUCUUGGAGCUGAAGGGGGACUUGGACUGUCACCAGCUGGCGGACAGCAUGUGAGCGUGACCGCGGCAGCCCCGCGCCGAGCGGCUGCCAGGGACAGCAGGAGAGGGGCCGUGAGCGCCGAGCGGGGCCCUGGUGCCGGGGCACCCCGGGGUGCACUCUGGACUGUGCUGCUCUGUGCCAUGGGCUGCCCACGACCUGCGCCAUGACCACUACCCGCCACUGCUGGGGAUCCUGGCACGCGCCAGCGGCCCCUCCAUCCCACAGGGACACAGCUUGGACCAUGCUGCCCCGGGGCUGGUGUUGGCCUGCCCUGGUGGGGAGCACCCUCGACGCUGCUGCUGGUGCCCCAUGGUGCCCCCCCGGUUUUCACCCCGGCCCCUUGGGCAGCCCUCGACACCGUGGGGUGCUGUGGCAGACCAUGCAUGCCAGACCUCUGCAUGGGCAGCAGGAGAAGUGCCUCAUCCUGCCCCUCCCAGCAGCAAGAGGCUGCCUAGGCAAGGACCGGGGGGCAUGGAGAGACCCCCCCACUGCCUGCCCUCCCUGCCUGCAUCUCGCCCAAAGUGUGUGUGUGUGAUGGGCAGUGCGGCCACACAGAGCAAUAAGAGACCUUCCCCUCCCCGCUGCAGCCCCCCAUCCCCACAGCCCUGCUCCAUCCUGCUCCCCGUGCAGGGACAUAGCCCCCCACCCAUCCUGUCUCCCCCUGUCCCAUCCCUGGGGCGAGGAUGGUCCUCACAGGCAUUGAGUCUGAGGGGAGGGUGGGGGGGACAAGGGAGGUCCAGGAAAUGCAUCCCAGCAGGAAGAGCUUUUGGUCUGAGUUUUUAGUUUCUUCCCCAAUUUUUUUUUUUAUCAUUUAAAAAAUGCCAUUGGUGGGAUCUUAAAAGUGACCACGUGGCCCCAAGGCUGCAAUUCUCCAACCCCAGGGACUAGGGGACUGUGGCAAUAGCUCCUGUCUUCUCUGCUUGGCCAACAUGACAAAACCAGGAAGGGUUCUGGAAUGUCUCCAUGAUGGGAUCUGCAGAUUUCACCAGCACAAAGUUCUCAGCUGAGAAAUUGUCACUGGUUUUGUAGCUGUUCUUUUUUCUUCUCUUUUCUUUAAGCUGGGCUGAAAAUUUUUCAUGUAAAAAUGCCGUGGCAAGUGUGCCAAAGAUGGAGGGGACUUUCCUGAUCCCGUCCUGACCUACCCCAGCUCCAUGGCCUCAGUGGAAGCUUUUGGUUUUCCAUGUGGAUUUGCCCCGGCCAAGGCCUCCUGAUGGGAACAAAAUGUUUCAGUUUUAGUGAAACAUUCUGCCCUCCUGACCCCCUCCCUGCCUGCCCCUGUGC